Nanorana parkeri is the source of this 1530-nucleotide messenger RNA. RefSeq names its product cytochrome P450 2G1-like. The transcript is spliced from 9 exons. The record is from RefSeq and is a predicted model, not a curated record. Gene Ontology annotation, cellular component: intracellular membrane-bounded organelle; cytoplasm. Bases 12 to 1493 code for a protein of 493 amino acids. Gene Ontology annotation, biological process: xenobiotic metabolic process. Gene Ontology annotation, molecular function: heme binding; iron ion binding; oxidoreductase activity, acting on paired donors, with incorporation or reduction of molecular oxygen, reduced flavin or flavoprotein as one donor, and incorporation of one atom of oxygen. NCBI's taxonomy places the organism in Eukaryota, Metazoa, Chordata, Amphibia, Anura, Dicroglossidae.
UCCAAGACAACAUGGACAUAACAUGGAUGAGCACCCUGCUCCUGGCUCUGAUCAUCUCCUUUAUUAUAUACUCAUCAUGGAACGCGAUGUAUCGGAGCCGGAACCUGCCGCCAGGUCCAACACCGCUACCCAUUUUUGGCAAUGUGCUACAGAUAAGGAGAGGAGAACUAGUCAAAUCCCUAGUGGAGUUUGCAGACAAAUACGGAGUGGUAUAUACUGUUUAUUUUGGCCAUAAGCCUAUCGUUGUCCUAAGUGGUUAUGAAACUGUAAAAGAGGCGCUUCUGGACCGAGCAGAGGAAUUCAGUGGCCGUGGAAAAGUUCAAGCGUUUGAAGAUUUUUUCAGAGGAUUUGGAAUUGUCUUCAGCAAUGGGGACCGAUGGAGAGAUUUGCGCAGGUUUUCACUUACCAUGCUUAGAAAUUUUGGGAUGGGGAAGAAAUCUAUUGAGGAGAGGAUACAGGAAGAGGCUGGGUUCCUGGUGGCAGAGAUCAAAUCUCUGAAAGAAAAAUCCAUCGACCCAACAGGCCUCCUACUCCAAGCUGUUUCCAAUGUCAUCUGCUGUGUAGUGUUUGGAAAACGUUUUGAAUAUGAUAAUCAGAGUUUUCGGGAACUCUUGGACUUGUUUGGUGCAACAUUUAAAGACAUGAGCACACCAAUGGGACAGUUGCAGGAAAUGCUCCCAGACAUCAUUAACCACAUCCCGGGACCUCACCAGAGAAUAAACACACAUCUGGAUAAACUGAGGAAUUUCAUCUUAGAGAGAGUGAAGAUAAACCAGGAGACAUUUGAUCCCAACUGUCCUAGGGAUUACAUUGACUGUUUUCUUGUCAAGCAGUUGCAAGAAAAGGACAAUCCAAACUUUAAUACAAGGAAUAUGAUAAUGACAAUACUCAACUUGUUCUUUGCUGGAACCGAGACAGUCAGCAGCACCCUGCGACAUGGAUUACUCAUACUUAUGAGAUAUCCUGAAAUACAAGACAAAGUACUGGAGGAAAUAGAUCGGGUUAUUGGACAAAAUCGCAUCCCAAACAUUGAAGACCGGAGCAAGAUGCCGUAUACAGAUGCUGUAAUCCAUGAGAUCCAGAGAUACUGUGAUAUCCUGCCACUCAAUGUUUCACACUUAGUGAUAAAAGAUGUCAGCUUCAAGGGAUAUACCCUUCCUAAGGGUACUGAGGUCUAUCCAUUACUGUGUACUGUUCAUCAAGACCCCAAGAAGUUUGCUACUCCCUGUAAGUUCAACCCCAAUCAUUUCCUGGACAGCAACGGCAGCUUUAAGAAGAAUAAUGCCUUUAUGCCAUUCUCUGCAGGGAAGAGAGUUUGUGUUGGAGAAGGUCUGGCCCGUAUGGAGCUGUUUCUUUUCUUAACAACCAUCCUACAGAACUUCAAACUGACUUCUGGUACUAAAUUCACGGAUGAAGAUAUUGAGCCCAGAAUGACAGGAUUUGCCAAUGUCCCCAAAUUUUAUGAGAUGUCUUUCAUCCCUCGAGCAUUGUAAAAUGUUGCCCACCUUAAGGAACAAAUCCACCUUUUCU